AUGGGACCAGACUCUCGGAGGGUCAGGAUCCUAGGGAACAAACUCAUGGAGGGACAAGAUCACAGGGAACAAACUCAUGGAGGGACAAGAUCACAGGUAACAAACUCAUGGAGGGACAAGAUCACAGGGAACAAACUCAUGGAGGGACAAGAUCACAGGAAUCAAACUCAUGGAGGGACAAGAUCACAGGGAACAAACUCAUGGAGGGACAAGAUCACAGGAAUCAAACUCAUGGAGGGACAAGAUCACAGGAAACAAACUCAUGGAGGGACAAGAUCACAGGGAACAAACUCAUGGAGGGACAAGAUCACAGGGAACAAACUCAUGGAAGGACAAGAUCACAGGGAACAAACUCAUGGAAGGACAAGAUCACAGGGAACAAACUCAUGGAGGGACAAGAUCACAGGGAACAAACUCAUGGAGGGACAAGAUCACAGGGAACAAACUCAUGGAAGGACAAGAUCACAGGAAACAAACUCAUGCAAGGACAAGAUCACAGGGAACAAACUCAUGGAGGGACAAGAUCACAGGGAACAAACUCAUGGAAGGACAAGAUCACAGGAAACAAACUCAUGCAAGGACAAGAUCACAGGGAACAAACUCAUGGAGGGACAAGAUUACAGGGAACAAACUCAUGGAGGGACAAGAUCACAGGGAACAAACUCAUGGAGGGACAAGAUCACAGGGAACAAACUCAUGGAGGGACAAGAUCACAGGAAACAAACUCAUGGAGGGACAAGAUCACAGGGAACAAACUCAUGGAGGGACAAGAUCACAGGAAACAAACUCAUGGAGGGACAAGAUCACAGGGAACAAACUCAUGGAGGGACAAGAUCACAGGAAACAAACUCAUGGAGGGACAAGAUCACAGGGAACAAACUCAUGGAGGGACAAGAUCACAGGAAACAAACUCAUGGAGGGACAAGAUCACAGGGAACAAACUCAUGGAGGGACAAGAUCACAGGAAUCAAACUCAUGGAGGGACAAGAUCACAGGGAACAAACUCAUGGAGGGACAAGAUCACAGGAAACAAACUCAUGCAAGGACAAGAUCACAGGGAACAAACUCAUGGAGGGACAAGAUCACAGGAAACAAACUCAUGGAAGGACAAGAUCACAGGGAACAAACUCAUGGAGGGACAAGAUCACAGGAAACAAACUCAUGGAGGGACAAGAUCACAUGAAUCAAACUCAUGCAAGGACAAGAUCACAGGGAACAAACUCAUGGAAGGACAAGAUCACAGGAAACAAACUCAUGGAGGGACAAGAUCACAGGGAACAAACUCAUGGAGGGACAAGAUCACAGGAAACAAACUCAUGGAGGGACAAGAUCACAGGAAACAAACUCAUGGAGGGACAAGAUCACAGGAAACAAACUCAUGGAGGGACAAGAUCACAGGGAACAAACUCAUGGAGGGACAAGAUCACAGGUAACAAACUCAUGCAAGGACAAGAUCACAGGGAACAAACUCAUGGAGGGACAAGAUCACAGGAAACAAACUCAUGGAAGGACAAGAUCACAGGGAACAAACUCAUGGAGGGACAAGAUCACAGGGAACAAACUCAUGGAGGGACAAGAUCACAGGAAUCAAACUCAUGCAAGGACAAGAUCACAGGGAACAAACUCAUGGAGGGACAAGAUCACAGGAAACAAACUCAUGGAGGGACAAGAUCACAGGGAACAAACUCAUGGAGGGACAAGAUCACAGGAAACAAACUCAUGGAGGGACAAGAUCACAGGGAACAAACUCAUGGAGGGACAAGAUCACAGGAAACAAACUCAUGGAGGGACAAGAUCACAGGAAACAAACUCAUGGAGGGACAAGAUCACAGGAAACAAACUCAUGGAGGGACAAGAUCACAGGGAACAAACUCAUGGAGGGACAAGAUCACAGGAAACAAACUCAUGCAAGGACAAGAUCACAGGGAACAAACUCAUGGAGGGACAAGAUCACAGGAAACAAACUCAUGGAAGGACAAGAUCACAGGGAACAAACUCAUGGAGGGACAAGAUCACAGGAAACAAACUCAUGGAGGGACAAGAUCACAUGAAUCAAACUCAUGCAAGGACAAGAUCACAGGGAACAAACUCAUGGAAGGACAAGAUCACAGGAAACAAACUCAUGGAGGGACAAGAUCACAGGGAACAAACUCAUGGAGGGACAAGAUCACAGGAAACAAACUCAUGGAGGGACAAGAUCACAGGAAACAAACUCAUGGAGGGACAAGAUCACAGGAAACAAACUCAUGGAGGGACAAGAUCACAGGGAACAAACUCAUGGAGGGACAAGAUCACAGGAAACAAACUCAUGCAAGGACAAGAUCACAGGGAACAAACUCAUGGAGGGACAAGAUCACAGGAAACAAACUCAUGGAAGGACAAGAUCACAGGGAACAAACUCAUGGAGGGACAAGAUCACAGGGAACAAACUCAUGGAGGGACAAGAUCACAGGAAUCAAACUCAUGCAAGGACAAGAUCACAGGGAACAAACUCAUGGAGGGACAAGAUCACAGGAAACAAACUCAUGGAGGGACAAGAUCACGGGAAACAAACUCAUGGAGGGACAAGAUCACGGGAAACAAACUCAUGGAAGGACAAGAUCACAGGAAACAAACUCAUGGAGGGACAAGAUCACAGGAAUCAAACUCAUGCAAGGACAAGAUCACAGGGAACAAACUCAUGGAGGGACAAGAUCACAGGAAUCAAACUCAUGCAAGGACAAGAUCACACGGAACAAACUUACGGGGUGA
Ylistrum balloti is the source of this 2751-nucleotide messenger RNA. RefSeq lists its product as uncharacterized. The record is from RefSeq and is a predicted model, not a curated record. The transcript has a single exon. The coding region runs from base 1 to 2751 and encodes 916 amino acids. NCBI's taxonomy places the organism in Eukaryota, Metazoa, Mollusca, Bivalvia, Pectinida, Pectinidae.